Molecule: messenger RNA, 785 nt
Organism: Ziziphus jujuba (common jujube)
Lineage: Eukaryota; Viridiplantae; Streptophyta; Magnoliopsida; Rosales; Rhamnaceae
Product: superoxide dismutase [Cu-Zn] 2
Exons: 7
Coding region: 106-582 (158 amino acids)
Biological process (GO): removal of superoxide radicals
Molecular function (GO): copper ion binding; superoxide dismutase activity
Source: RefSeq, a predicted model, not a curated record
CCUUAUUAAUAUUAUUAUACAGAGAGAGACAGAGAGAGAGAGAGAGAGAGAGCGAUAAGGACGAAGAGCAUUAGAGAGCGAGGAAGCAGAAAAAUCAAAUAAAAAAUGAGCACUCUCAAAGCCGUAGCUCUCAUCAUCGGAGACAGCGGCUUAAAGGGUUCUGUUCAGUUCCUCCAGGAACCUAAUGGGGCUACCCAUGUAAGCGGGAGGAUUAGUGGCCUAUCACCUGGCCUUCACGGAUUCCAUAUUCAUGCUCUUGGUGAUACCACCAAUGGCUGUAACUCCACUGGACCUCAUUUUAAUCCACUGAAGAUGAACCAUGGAGCUCCUUCUGAUAAGGAGCGUCAUGCCGGUGAUUUGGGAAACAUCUUUGCAGGCUCAGAUGGUAGUAGAGUUGCUGAGAUUUCCAUCAGUGACCGGCAGAUUCCUCUCAGCGGGCCUCAUUCAAUUCUUGGAAGGGCAGUCGUUGUGCAUGCUGAUCCUGAUGAUCUUGGAAAAGGUGGACAUGAACUAAGCAAGUCUACAGGGAAUGCAGGAGCCAGAGUUGGAUGUGGUAUUAUUGGACUUCAGUCAUCUGUUUAGAAUUGAUUUACCCAGACGCAUAAAGCUCCCUUUGUAAAUGUGGGUUUCAAUUCCCUUUUUGGUGUUUUUAAGUUCCAUAACAAGUGUAUUAUAGUGGGAUUAAAAUAUGGCUUUUAUUUGGAAGUACAUGUAUCUUCUGAAGUGUAAAGCUUGCCAACUGAUCCAUCCUUUUAUGAAAUAUAAAAUUCUCAGGCAUUCUUCUC